AUGGGUGGGAGGAAGGAGCUCUGUAGAACUUACAGCAAUUUAUAUGGAGAGAACACCAUGUCUACCGGGUGUUCAUUUCCUGGUGCUCUGGACCUUCCUACCUCCCCUCAACUACAAGGUCGGCAGUACGGGGGUCGUACCUCAACUCACCCUCCUAUUCUAGAGAUAUUACACAGCAAUGGAAAGAACAUUGGUCCGCUGAGAGAUGGGACCACAUCCUGCCUCUUAACACCGUACUGGGCAUGUGACUACUGCAAGCCAGUUAAUGUCCCUGAGCCUCAGGGUGAAACUAUGAGAAUUGCCUCUUCAGAAUUUGCUGACGACCCAUGUUCAUCAGUGAAGCGUGGCACCAUGGUGCGAGCUGCCCGAGCCUUGCUCUCAGCCGUUACUCGUUUGCUCAUUUUAGCUGACAUGGCCGAUGUCAUGAGACUUUUAUCUCACUUGAAGAUUGUUGAAGAAGCUCUGGAAGCUGUGAAAAAUGCUACAAAUGAGCAAGACCUUGCAAAUCGUUUUAAGGAGUUUGGAAAAGAGAUGGUGAAAUUGAACUAUGUAGCUGCCAGAAGACAGCAGGAACUGAAGGACCCUCACUGUAGGGAUGAGAUGGCCGCUGCCCGAGGGGCUCUAAAGAAGAAUGCCACUAUGCUAUACACAGCGUCGCAAGCAUUUCUCCGUCACCCAGAUGUGGCUGCCACAAGGGCCAACCGGGACUAUGUGUUCAAACAAGUCCAGGAAGCUAUCGCUGGCAUUUCAAAUGCAGCUCAGGCUACUUCGCCCACUGAUGAAAACAAAGGGCACACUGGCAUUGGGGAGCUGGCUGCUGCCCUCAAUGAGUUUGACAACAAGAUUAUUUUAGACCCUAUGACAUUCAGUGAGGCUCGAUUCAGACCAUCUCUAGAAGAAAGGCUAGAGAGCAUCAUCAGUGGUGCGGCGCUGAUGGCAGAUUCUUCUUGUACUCGUGAUGACCGUCGGGAGAGAAUCGUAGCCGAGUGUAAUGCAGUCCGACAGGCCCUCCAGGACCUGCUCAGUGAAUACAUGAAUAAUGGUUCCUCCCCAAAGUAUGUUACCACUGUGUCCCAGUAUGAGAUCUCCCCAUCCCCUCUGAUUGUGUUUGCAUCUACUGCCAGAGUUUCUAAUUACAGCCCAGGUGGUAAAUAUAAGACAGGUUCUUCAAAGGCAUCACAGGAUGUAUCAUCUCAGCCCCGCUUAGUAAAUGCAAUAGAUGAGUGUGUGCAUGGUUCCUCGGAGGCAAGGAAGUUUACGAUUUCAUCAUUGCGUCUUCAAGGACCCACAUAUUCUCUUUGGACUUUUGAUUUCCAUGUUAUCAUCAGCAUCAUCACCAUCACCAUCAUCAAUUAG
This is a messenger RNA of Trichosurus vulpecula (common brushtail), 1356 nucleotides long. Its product is annotated as catenin alpha-2-like. The transcript has 8 exons. Lineage: Eukaryota; Metazoa; Chordata; Mammalia; Diprotodontia; Phalangeridae. The record is from RefSeq and is a predicted model, not a curated record. Gene Ontology annotation, cellular component: adherens junction; actin cytoskeleton; catenin complex. Gene Ontology annotation, molecular function: structural molecule activity; beta-catenin binding; cadherin binding. Gene Ontology annotation, biological process: cell migration; cell-cell adhesion. Bases 1 to 1356 code for a protein of 451 amino acids.